AUGCUCAAAAAGUUUUCAACUGAAAGUAUUUCGUCUCAAAAUCAGGUGAAAUCUUCUGUGCAGAGAUCAAUUAGAGCAAAUAUCCUUGCUUUAUAUCCUUUAUUGGAACAAGUUAUUGAUGAUAUUUUACCAAAAAAAGAAAAUAUUGUUUUAUCUAAAUGUUCUGGACAUUUUCAAUUUAUUGUUUUAGACUCAGUCCCUUUAUUCUUUCAACAAAGAGAUGGCCCCUGGUUUCCAACUUUACGUCUUCUUCAUAAGUAUCCUGACAUGAUGCCUACUAUGCAAGUGGACAAAGGCGCAAUUAAACAUGUUUUGAAGGGUUCUAAUAUAAUGUGCCCAGGCUUAACUUCACCUGGAGGAAGAAUGGAGCAGGUAGAACAGAAACAAGUGGUAAAAAUAGUUGGAGAGGGAUGCCAAAAUGCAUGUGCUAUUGGUAUUACAACUAUGAGUACUGAUGAGAUUAGGCAAGUAAAUAAAGGAGUUUGUAUAGAGAAUGUUCAUUAUUUAAACGAUGGACUUUGGCAUGUGAAUAAAUUUUAA
This is a messenger RNA of Cryptosporidium ubiquitum, 540 nucleotides long. Its product is annotated as PUA RNA binding domain-containing protein. The coding region runs from base 1 to 540 and encodes 179 amino acids. Gene Ontology annotation, biological process: formation of translation preinitiation complex. The transcript has a single exon. NCBI's taxonomy places the organism in Eukaryota, Apicomplexa, Conoidasida, Eucoccidiorida, Cryptosporidiidae. The record is from RefSeq and is a predicted model, not a curated record. Gene Ontology annotation, molecular function: RNA binding.